Hermetia illucens (black soldier fly) is the source of this 499-nucleotide messenger RNA. RefSeq lists its product as uncharacterized. The coding region runs from base 35 to 439 and encodes 134 amino acids. The transcript is spliced from 2 exons. The record is from RefSeq and is a predicted model, not a curated record. Lineage: Eukaryota; Metazoa; Arthropoda; Insecta; Diptera; Stratiomyidae.
ACUGUCACCACAAUUUGAGUGAUUUCGUUCCACAAUGUCGAUUUCAACUUCGGAUGAGGAAAUUUUAAGUUUCCGUUUGAAUAAUAACAAUGGAAGCGACGGAGAAUCCUCCAUUGAACUAGUAAAUGAAGAAAACAUCACCGUCAUCGAUCUGAAUACUCAAAUAGAACAGCAUGAACUGGACAACACUCGAGAUCGCACAAUAAAUGUUUCAGGGAGAAGACGUUGCAAAUGUUUGAAAUGUGGUGACAAACUUCUUGACGAGUACCUCAAGUCUGUUUUGUCUAAUAAACCUCUAGACAAAUGCGUUCAAGAAGCUUCGAGGAGAGUAUGCCUCAAUGCUGAAAACGAAGACGAGACUGACGAUGUUGAUGAUUUGGAUUUGGAAGAAAGACGCGUUGUAAGGGAUUUUCUACAGAAUCAAUUGGAAAAAGGAUGAAUAUAGAAACAGGAUUAAUUUGAAAAAUAUAUUGUUAAGAUAAGUGGAAUAAGAAAAUUG